Messenger RNA from Pseudozyma flocculosa PF-1, 1710 nucleotides. RefSeq lists its product as uncharacterized. The record is from RefSeq and is a predicted model, not a curated record. Gene Ontology annotation, molecular function: coenzyme A diphosphatase activity. The coding region runs from base 1 to 1710 and encodes 569 amino acids. NCBI's taxonomy places the organism in Eukaryota, Fungi, Basidiomycota, Ustilaginomycetes, Ustilaginales, Ustilaginaceae. The transcript is spliced from 5 exons.
AUGGCGGUCCAGUCCAACCCCGCCAUUUUGGCGCACCUCUCGCACGCCCUCGCCCGCAUCUCGCGCAUCCCGCCGCGCACGAUAGCCAGCCCACCGACCCAGCCGCGGAGAGCCAGCGUCGCCAUCCUCGUCCGCGUCAGGCCCUCGCUCGAAGACGAGCGCUUCCUCGCACAGCAGCACGAGCGCGAUCCGGAAGCCCAGCAGGCCUUCCAGCCCGCCGCCUCGGCCGACCUCUCAGCCAGCGCCGCGACCGACGCGCUAGGGCAGAGCGGCAUCCACGUCAGCCAGGCCUCGCUCGCCCCCGGUGCCUCAGAGGACCUCUCGAUGUCAGCAGCGACCACCGCCGACGUCCACGCCGCCGGCAGCAGCAGCAGCAGCAUCGGUCCAGGCAGCACCUCGUCGCCCGACCUGCUGACCACGCUCAACGGCUUCUUUUCGCAGCCCUGGGUGCAGCGCGGCACGCCCGAGGUGCUCUACAUCAAGCGCGCCGCCCGGAUCAGCGACAAGUGGUCCGCCCACGUCGCCUUCCCCGGCGGCCGCAGGGAAGAGGGCGACGAAAACGGCCUGUACACGGCCAUGCGGGAGACGUGGGAAGAGGUGGGCAUCGACCUGGCCGAAAAGGAGUUCCAGUGCGUCGGCCAGCUCGACGACCGCGAGAUUACGACGAGCCUGGGAAAGAGGCUGCUCAUGGUUCUCAGCCCGUACGUCUUUGUGCAGACGUCGCCCUUUUCGCCGCUGCCGGACCUGCAGCCGUCCGAGGUGGCGUCGGCGCACUGGAUCCCGCUCUCGCUCCUCUACACGCCCUCGCCAAAGUGGGGUACCGAGAGCGUCGACAUCUCGAGCCGGCUGGCGCCAAAGAGCCCGCUGGUGCGAUGGAUGCUGCGCGCCCUGGUGGGCAAGAUGGACUUUAAAUGCGUGCUGCUGCCCAACGAGCCCGUCGCCGUGGCCGAGUACGACGAGGAGGAAGAAGAGCUGGCGCGCGCCGAGGCCCAGGGCUACAACAGCCGCGCCCAGCACGACGGACAGGCGGGCGCCAAGAUCGCCCAGGCCGAGUACGAGUCGCCCGACCGACCCGAGCUGAGGCUGUGGGGGUUGACGUUGGGCAUGACGCUCGAUCUGCUUUCGCACAUGACGACCUACCGAUCCGACACCACGCUCGAUUCGAGGCCGGCCUCGACGGGCGCAACGACGCCGUUUGUCUCGCUUCCCUCUUCGCCUCGAUCUGCGCCACCGCCGGCGCCGGGAGCGGGUGCAGGACGCGAGGCGCUGCCGACGACACUGCAGACGCUCCUGUCUGAGCCGCUGAAUACGACCAACCUCAACCGGAUCCUGACGCGGAUCCGCGACGAGUUCCACCUCAACCCGCCGCCGCAGGCGCACGCGCUGGCGCCCAGCCUCUCGUCGACCUUCCCGCGCUUCUCGUACCCGGACGUCAACUUUUGGAUCUGGGUGUUUGGCUACCGCUACCGAUCCGUCGUGCGCGGCUGGACGGCCAGCGUCGGUACGCCCGCAGAGCGCAAGGCAAACUGGAGCGGAAUGGCCCUCGGUGCUUUUUACUCGGCAGUGAGGAGGGCGCUGGUGGUCGCCGUCGUGCUGCGGGCUCUGGGCAUGCUGAGCACCGCAUCAGUGGCGGCCUGGCUGCUGGGUCGACGCAUCAACCGCAGUCGCAAGGGUCUUGCCGGAUUCGGGCUCGACGAGCUGCUGGCGUAG